CAUGUAUAUCUACCUCCUUCGCGCCUUUCAUACGCUCGAGAAAAUUACUUCUUAAAUAUAUCUCCAUCGUUGCUCUCGGCGCGCACACACAUCUCACACACAUUUUGUGUGAAGUACACAAGUGAAACGGUGUUCUAAUCACAAUGACGGUGUAAAUUGUUCAACAGCAGAAAAAAAAAACGACGACGACGACGACGACGAAGAAUCAUAUAGAAUUUCACACACAGAAUUUUCAUUCCUUUUUACACAAGACCCACUAUAAACCACCAAAAGAAGAAAUAAAUCAACAAACAAACGUAAAAUUACUAUUUUCUUAGAAAACCCAGAUCAUAAACCUUAAAGUGAACCACAUCGAAAUUGAUGCUGACUUGAAAAUAACAGUCCCAUUUGUUCGGAGCUUCCGAAUAUUUUAGUGGACGAGAGAGAGAGAGAGUGAGUGAUUUUUUUUCGGUGUGUGUAUUUCAAAAUCCUUGUCAUCACGCGCUUCGCCGAAAAUCUAUUAAAAAUAUUUAUGAAUUUAGUGUGUUGUUUUUUUCUUCGGAACUGUUGACGACGAAAACGACGACAACGAUGGCGCAUUUAAAUAUAAUUCACUUUAACGAUAUCUACAAUGUGGAACCAAAUUCAUCGCGUGAACCGGUUGGUGGAGCGGCCCGAUUUCUAACCGUAAUCAAAUCAUACGCCAAUUUAAACCCUUUAAUUUUGUUUUCUGGUGAUGCAUUCUCCCCAAGCAUACUAAGUACAUUUACAAAAGGUGAGCAAAUGAUUCCGGUGUUGAAUAAAGUCGGAACUCAUUGUGCAGUGUUAGGAAAUCAUGACUUUGAUCAUGGACUUGAGGUGAUAACAGAACACAUAGCUAAAACGUCAUUUCCAUGGCUCAUGAGCAAUGUUGUGGACAAUGAGACCGGUCGACCGUUAGGUAGCGGUAAAAAUACGCAUGUCAUCGAACACAAUGGCAUCAAAGUUGGUAUAAUGGGACUGGUGGAAAAGGAAUGGUUAGAUACAUUGCCAACUAUUGAUCCGAAGGAGGUAACGUACACUGAUUUUAUCAAAACAGGCAACAAAUUGGCGACUCAACUUCGGAAUGAGGGCUGUGACUUGAUAAUAGCUUUAACGCAUAUGCGAACACCAAAUGACUUCAAAUUAGCUAACAAUACAAGUGGGAUCGACAUCAUUCUCGGUGGUCACGAUCAUGUAUGUGAAGAUGAUGUGGUGAAUGGUAUACAUGUCAUAAAAUCCGGAACGGAUUUUCGACAAUUUGGCUUAAUCACAAUGACCGCAGGCGAUGAUAAAAAAUGGGCGACCACAUUCAAAGCAAUCGAUGUGACAUCCGACUAUGCUGAAGAUGUUGAACUAAAGGCGGAACUGGCCAAAUUCACUGAUUCAAUUGAAGAACAUAUGAAAGAAGUGCUUGGUACAUUUUCGGUUGAAUUGGAUGGACGGUUCUCGAAAAUUCGAACGAGCGAAGUAAAUUUAGGCGAUUGGGUGUGUGAUGUUGUACUAUCGGCCACUGGCGCUGAUGUUGUUAUUCUGAAUUCGGGCACAUUUCGAUCGGAUCAAGUGCAUCCGGCUGGACCAUUUACGAUGCGUGAUCUUGUCAAUGUUGUUCCGAUGCAUGAUCCAUUGGUUGUUCUUGAAGUGACCGGCCGGGCUAUAGUUGAUGCGCUAGAAAAUGCUGUUUCAGCCUAUCCAAAGUUGGAAGGACGAUUUCCACAAGUAUCGGGCAUUUCAUUUGUAUUCGAUCCAAAACGGCCACCAUACUCUCGUGUCAUUACCGAGCUGGUACAGGUUGCCGACGAAUGGCUUGAUCUUAAACAAACCUAUUCACUGUGCAUCAAGAGCUAUAUGCGUGGCGGAUGCGACGGAUUCACCAUGUUUAAAAAUUCAAAAAUCAUUAUGGGUGAAGAUGAGUGUCCCGAACUUGGAUUAACUCUGCAAAAUCAUUUCCGUGCCAUCGAUGUUCGAAUGGGUAAAACAAAGCACUCAAAGCAUCGUCAAUCACUGGUAACGCUAUCACGUCGUCACAGUAUGGUUCAAAUGUUGGAAAAUCUGGAAUUGGACGGGCCGACGCCAAUGCGACGCAUUUCAUUGAGCAGCGCACCAAAUACGAAUCAUUAUCUGCAUCAUUUGCAGCAACAUCAAUCAACGAGAACAAUGGAUGCAUCGAUGAGACGAGCUAAUUUUGGUCGUCGUGCAUCAUUAGAAGACUUGGAGCAAGAAAGUUGUCAACUAGCUCCAGCCACCCACCAUCGAAUUAUCCAGUUACAAAACGAAGAGCAUCUGCAGCUGUUGCUGCAGAAGAAAGCCAUUUUAGAGACGAAUCGCAGUGUGAUCACCGAAGACGAUGAAACAUCGCCACAAACUUAAAAGCAACCGAGUUUCAAGUGUGCGACCGAGGCAAUUUCGUUGCAUAGUGUCAAAGUGAUGCUAUGAAAUUGCUAUCAAUUCUUCCAAUUAGUAGUUUCUAUUAACAACAAUAACAACACUACUGCUAAUUAGCGCUAUCACAAUCGCUAACCUUCAUAAACACGACCAUUUGAACGGGUCCAUAUGAACAAAAUAAGUACACACGCUCACACACAUAGAUUGAGUUCACGUCGAUAUUGUUCCAAAUUAAUUGUUCAUUGUAUGUCCUACGACAUGGAUGUAAGAAGCGAAACUGAAUCCAACCAAAAUAUUUGGACCGCUCUCUGAUUCGCCAAAUGCGUGCUUUGGUCACCAUUUUCUCAGCUUGAACAAUGUAUUCCCUUUUGUUGUUGUUGCGAUUUCUAUUAGAAUUCCAAAUUGUAAACUGCACAGAAAGAAAUGUGUAAUAAGUAAGAGGGGAAAAACGGGUAAACGGAUAGAAAAUGAACAAUUAACUGAAUACAAUCAUAAACAAUGGAUAUAAAUGAACAAAUAACUCUAUCGAAAAAUAAACUGAAUAAAUGAAAUGAUUCAAUCAAUGAAAUCGACAGUAUCAAUUAGAUAAAUGAAUGGGUGAUCGUUUAUUCAAAGCAAAGAAAACAAACAAACCAACAUACACAUAAUAAUAUGUUAAUUUAUUCUCGUAUGCAACAAUGAAGCGAAUAGAUGAAAGAAUGUACAUUCAUAUGGAAAGGAAAUUGUUAGUAUAUGUAUAUGUACUAUGAAGCUUUAUUUCGCCACAACAAGAAAAAACAAACAAACCUAGAGGCGCUAAUAGAUAUUUUAGGUAUUUAAAAGCGACGAUAUAGACAAAAGAUAUGAUAUAUAUUUAUUUUUGCGAUUAAGCUACAAUUUCAUGUCACAUAUUUAUUCAAAACUAAAAAACAACAAACAACUAUUAUUUUACUAACUAAAUUAUCAGAAGACCGAACAGAGACUCAUAAUUUUAAUAUGUACAUAUAAAAUGAUACAAAUUUUAAUUUAAUGUUUUCAUAGACGCAAAACUAGUAAUUUAAACUAUAACAAAAAAAAUCACACAAAGUUUUUAAAAAUGCAAUGUCUAUUGGAUGCAAUGAAAAUCCAACAAAUCCGAUUUUGAUCAACUGAAUCGAAUUUUAAAUUGAACUGGAAUGAAUAACAGACAAGAAGAAACAAAAAAAAAUUAGUUUACACUACCCACUAAUCGACAAAUGUUAAUUUUUAUGCAAAACAAGAAUAAAAAGAAGCUCAAGUAUA
Molecule: messenger RNA, 3642 nt
Organism: Sitodiplosis mosellana (orange wheat blossom midge)
Lineage: Eukaryota; Metazoa; Arthropoda; Insecta; Diptera; Cecidomyiidae
Product: trifunctional nucleotide phosphoesterase protein YfkN
Exons: 7
Coding region: 571-2367 (598 amino acids)
Biological process (GO): nucleotide catabolic process
Molecular function (GO): hydrolase activity
Source: RefSeq, a predicted model, not a curated record